Messenger RNA from Branchiostoma floridae (Florida lancelet), 4969 nucleotides. Its product is annotated as leucine-rich PPR motif-containing protein, mitochondrial-like. The record is from RefSeq and is a predicted model, not a curated record. The coding region runs from base 6 to 4433 and encodes 1475 amino acids. NCBI's taxonomy places the organism in Eukaryota, Metazoa, Chordata, Leptocardii, Amphioxiformes, Branchiostomatidae. The transcript has 40 exons. Gene Ontology annotation, molecular function: protein binding.
CCCCCAUGCGAUUAGAAGCAUCACUGCAGUUCCUCACGUGGUUCAAAAUGGCUGCGCUCUUACGAUCAGCGAAGUUGGUGCGUUUAAUACCGGCUGUAAGUCGCCAAAUUGGACAAAGCACAACCAGGCUAUCUUCGUCGAACGCACUUCUUGUAUCAAAGUACCUAAAGAAAGCGCAGUUUCCUCGCCCCAGAUACCUGUGCACAACAUUACACAGACCGCAAGAUGUCAAGGAACAGGAGGACGCAGAGCCACAGGUCUCGUCACGGGAUGCAGUACGCCAGGCCGCCAUGUUUGAACAGCUCCUACGCGAACUGGAUUUUUCAGUCAGAAGAACGGGCAGAAUUGUCAAGUCGAAGUUAGAGAGAGUGUUCAAUGCCGUGGUUGCUUCAGACCAGGUCACUUCCAAGCAGGCCCUGAUGCUGUUCCGUAGCUGUACCAUGCUGUCUGAGGAGACCAAGGACAGCAAACUGGCACUCAUGGACCAGAUGUGGAACAAGAUGGAAGAGAUGGGUGCUAAGUAUGAUGUGGGUCACUACAAUGCCCAGCUGAAGGUCUACCUGGACAGUGAACACAAGUUUUCAGCCACUGACUUUCUGGCUAACAUGGAAGCAAAGGACAUACAACCUAACAGAGUGACGUACCAACACCUGGUCAUGGCGUACUGCCAGCAGGGAGACAUAGAGGGGGCCAGGAAAGUGUUGGAGUUUAUGAAGACAAAGGACUUCCCUAUCACUGAGGCUGUUUUCAAUGCACUCAUCACCGGACAUGGCCGAGCAGGGGACAUAGAAAAUGCAAAGGGGAUCUUGGAUGUUAUGAGAAACACUGGAAUAGAGCCCAGUCUAGACACAUAUACUGCCCUACUGUGUGUCUUUGCUGAACAUGGGGACAUACAGGCCAUUGAAGAGUUUAUAUCAGAGCUGGAAAAGACUGAGACUAGUCUGAUGGACAGUGACUACCUUCAGCUAGUGUACAGUCUGGCCACACAUGGGCACUCACAGUACAUACCACAGUUCCUUGAGAAGAUCCGUCACGACCAGGGGUACGUGCAGGACGCCAUCGCCACCGUGUCCCAGCUGAUCAUCGCGGAAUGCGAUGACGCAGCAUUUGAAGUGUUCCUGACCCUCCCCGCUGUGGGCAGUGCUGGGGAGGAGGGGAGUACAGGGGACCCCAACAACGGCUACUUCUUCAUCAGGAACAUGGUGUAUCACCAGAGGCCCAUAGACACCCUAGUGAAGCACUGUGACCAGCUCCAGGAGAGGGGAAUCCACACUGUUCCCCUGCAGUUUGCACUGAAAUGUGCCCUACAGGAUAACAAUGCUGAGUAUGCCUACAGCAUUGUGAAAGUUCUGAAAGACAAAGACCUGUCAGUGAGAGCCCACUACUUCUGGCCUCUCUUGGCUUCAUGUCAGCCUGACUCGGAUAUAGAAGGUGUAACAUCAAUCCUGAAAACUAUGCAGGAGCUGGAGGUGUCAGCAGAUGCUGAUACUUAUUCCAAAUACCUGGUCCCUCUCAUCAGCGAGUCAACAAAUCUGUUGACAAAAUUCCAAGAACUUGGUAUAAAAGUGGGUGAGGAUGAGAUUCUGGCACUUCUGCGCUGGGAAAUACAAAACAGCCGUCUUGAUGAGGCCUGUACAUUGCUGAGGGAGCAUGGUGGGGAGAACAUCGUGUUUGAAGCCUACAAGAUGUCUCUCGUGGAUGCCUUCAUCACCAAACAGCAGGAUCCACAGGCACUGGCAGAGCUGCUGGACAUCGUCUACAAGUCACAUCAAUUAGAAAGGAAUGAAGAAAAUGACCCAGUUGGCUACUUCCUGUACAACUUGCUGGAGGAGAUGCAAGGAGUUAUGGCUAAACGCAGGGAGGGGACCUUCCUUGAACUGUUGACCAGUCUCAAGGAUAAGGGUGUGCAAAUCCCAGUCAACAUUGUGAAGGGAAUGGACAAGUUUACAAAGAGACAUGACUACAGCCCAAGUGUUUUUGAGGCUGCUGUAGCCUUGGCUGAUGCCCCUCUGAGAGACCGUUGGCAACCGGAGGAAGGCAUGUUCCAGCCAGAUGAAGAGGGUGAAGUGCAGUUGAACAUGAUGGAGCCAGAGAGUAUUCAGCAGAUUGAGUCCCAGCUUCGCGUUGCUCGUACAAAGGGCCUAACACGAAGGGCCGUACACCUCAUGCGUAUGCUCGUCAAGGCUAACUGUCUCCAGAACAAUGUGGAUAGAGCUCUGGAGCUGAAGAAGGAAGUGGAGUCCCUGGGAGAACUGCUGUAUGCCACCAACUACCCCUCGCUCAUAGAAGCCCUCUGCAAGGAGGGGAAACUACAGGAAGCAUGGGAGGCAAACCAGGAGCUGAAUCGUAACUAUCCCAGCUUUGUCUUGGAUGGCUGGAAAUACUGCUGCCUGGUCCAGCUGCUGGCUGAGAAGGGACGACUACAAGAUGCCCUGAACACCAUAGAUGAGAUGAAGUCCAAGGGCAUCCUGUCAGACUUCCGGCUGCAGAAUAACUUCUUCCAGGUCCUGCACAGCCUGGCGGAGAAAGGGGACCUGGAGUCCACCAGGGCUCUGUUUGAUAAGGCUAUGGAGCUGGGACUGGUCAGGCCUACCAACAACCUGGCAUCUCAUCUGGUCACACCUUUCCUGUUGAAGGAUGACUUGGAAGGUGCGUGGACUGCCAUCAAGGAUUGUGAGGAGAAGUACCGCAUCAUGCCACGGCUCCACGAUCUGCUGUGUGCGUACAUCGAGAAGGGAGACACAGACAGCCUGCAAACAGCUAUGGACUACAUCAGUAACAGUAAGGGUGAGAUGAACAUGCUGUAUGACCUGGUCUUUGCCUUCCUGUCCAAGGGCAAGUUCAAGGAAGCAAAGAAGAUCAUAGAGACUCCAGGGAUGAGAGCAUUGGACCAGAGACUGAACUGGUUUGCAAACCUCUGCAUACAGAACAACAUGGGGGAAGCCCUUGAACAGUUGGUUAUUCAGACCAAGAAACUGUUUGGCUGUGACCGAGACGUAAUGUACAACUACCUGCUACAGUACCAUGACCAGCAUCAGGAGGGUGAGAAGGCAGCCCAUGUGUGGACCAUGAUGCAGGAGGAGGACCUCCUGCCCCAGGACGACACCCUACGCUACAUGGCCAGUAUCAUUCACAGGAGCGGACAGCCCCUCCCCGCAGACUUCCCUGAUUGGAUAGCAGUGCAACAGGAUUCCACUAGUAGCUCUGACAGUACCAGCAGCUCAGAGAGCGAUGAUGAUGAUGAGAAGAAGCAGGCUGUGUACUGGAAGUUGAGAGUACGAGCUAGACCUCGACAAACGCCAGCUCCUGUACAGACGCAAGAGGUUCAAGCCGCUAGCGACACGCCACAAAAUCCAGCACUCAUCGAAGCUUUGAAGCAGGCCUUUGCUGACCAAGAUGCAGAUGCAGCUAAUGCAGCCCUAGCCCAGGCCGAGGCCCAGGGUGUGCCUCUCAGCUACGGCAUCCUGAACAAAUGCAUCAUGACCAACCUGUCCAAGGGAAACCUGGAGGAAGCAGAGAAUAUCAAAAAAAGAAUGCUGGAGAGAGAUCCAGGGGUUACGUUCACUUCAGGCAACAUCAGAAAUAAGUUCAUCAUCACAUAUGCCCUGAAAGAUAGAGCACAGGACGCCCUGAAAAUGUUGGAACAGAUGGUCUCUGAUGGCCUGGCUCCAAACAAGUUAACCGCCAAGACGUUGAUGUACAGCAUGGCCAAAACUGGGGACGUGGAGGGGGUCAAACAGGUGGCACAGCACCUGGAACGGCUGAAAACACUGCGAGACUCCGUCCCGGAGUACCUUGUGGACAAUCAUCUUUUCACUGCCUACCUGAAGAGUAAUCAGGUAGAGGAGGCCUGUAACCUGCUGGAGUCGUGCAUGUCCGAGUCGGAGGGUAGAAUACGAAUGAUUACCCCUCUAGGCGAGCUCAUACAAGACCAGAAGGGUGAUGCUUUGGACAAAGUGAGUGCCACUAUAGAGAAGGUAGCCAGAUUCUUCAACCGGUACGAGCCAGUCGUGGACCUGUUCCUGGCAUAUGUGGACCAGAACAAAGUAGAGGAGGCCAGACAUCAACUUCAGAGAUUCCCAGCUAUUGAAGAACAGUCGGACAUGAUUGUGGGCCAUGCUGUGUUCUGCAGUCAGAGGAAAGAUUCGGAGGCCAUCAACAGACUGAUUGAUGUUCUGCCGAGCUUCAGCAAGACGCAGCCCUUGUUCUCCUUCCUGCUUAGAUGCCACUAUGAAAAAGAUGAUGCUGACGCAUGUUGGGCAACCUACCAGCGCAUGCAGUCUGAUGGGGUCGAGUUGGACGAACUCUCGCAAAAAAGACUGGCAACAAUUCUCAAGAAACAUGGCAGAGAUGUGCCAUUUGAAGAACCACCAGAGAGCUUCAACUUCUAUAAGAAGAAGCUGGAACAGAGGAGACUUGAGGCUUCAAGCUAGUAUAUAAAUUACAUUACAGAUAACUUGAAAUAGUAAACGGGUAAGAAUCCACUGUGAAGUGUUACAAUUAAAAGCACUGGUUGCAUAAUGAGACCAAUGACUAAUUACUAAGAAUUAAACAGUUCUACAUUACAUAAUAUGUAAUAGAAGUAUGGAAAUUUAUUAUGAAAAAAAAAUACACACAAUUGUAUGUACAUUGUAUCAACCCUGUAUUGGUGUUGUAACUAUGAAAGCAUUACCUACAUUCUGUAGUGUAUACUCUUACAGACAACAGCACGAUUAAUAGGGUAAGCAAUGAACAAUUGAAUCUGAUGACAGUAACAUACAGUUGUUUGAAUGUAUUCCUCUCAAGAACGUAUACACUAAACAAAGGUUAGAAUUACAGAGAUUCUCUUUUUUAAGUUCAGAAUGUUCUCAUGAGAGAAUAAACCUGAGUUUUUUUUUUGUCAAAUGCCUGAGGAUUUUUUUCUUUGUUACUACAUGCAUGACUUGGCAAACCAUUGAAAGGACAAGACAUAUGCGGGCAGUCAUAGCAG